Molecule: messenger RNA, 382 nt
Organism: Racocetra persica
Lineage: Eukaryota; Fungi; Glomeromycota; Glomeromycetes; Diversisporales; Gigasporaceae
Source: the annotation of a GenBank genome assembly
CUUUAAAAAAGAAGCUUCAUACUUGUUGCUUUGAUCCAUACUUGACCGUUCUAAUGUCAGAAGACAUUGAAAACGUAAUGGUUAAACUACUCGAGAAGUGGCUCAAGUCCAAAACACCUCUUUCCUUUGUUCACAUUCAGAAAAGACAGAAAGAAACAAUUGCACAUGUGCAUUUUUCUACCCGUGAAGAAGCAGGUGCUUUUUACUAUAAUAUGCUUGGUAAAAAGUUUGAAGAACCGGGUGAUUACAAUGUUAAAUUUACUGGAGCUUCGUAUUAUAAGUUCUCUAAUAAAGGCCCCAUCACUUAUCUUCGUCCAGAAGAAACCACCCAAAAACAAUUAUUAUUAGUGAUUGAACGUAUUUCAAAAUUAGAAAAACAUGU